AUGUACCAUAAAAAACGAACAAGCAAAAGCAUAGUUCUUUACACGACCAUCUUAUGUUUGAUAUGUCCCCUAUUACGAGUGAAUGCCAUAAUACCAUGGCUACAAGAAAGUUUCAUAGAAGAUCCAGAUGAUCCAUUAUUUAAAGACAAUACAUUGAUAGACUUACCCCCUGUCUUACCACCUGAUCAGAUAACGGAUGAUAAUCGAAGUUUGGAUCCAUAUAAUCUUAGUGUCCCACAAUACGUGAUAGAUGCAUGUCCGUUAGUGCAACUAUAUAGUGAGGAGAGGUAUUGGCCAUCUGAUAUCACUGACUAUAUUCGACAUUUCCAUUUAGAAGAUGAUUUGGGGAAUAUUUUGUCUAAAAACUUAACCUCUUUAAAUGACUUGAAAGAAAACUAUAAGCACAAGAAUGGAUCAUGUCCCAGUGAAGAACUUUUCAUGAUUAGUAAUGAAGAUUUCUCAAAGGAUCCACCAUGGGUACUUGGACAUCAGCCAGAAUACGGUACUGGACAUAUCAAAUCAGGACCGGCUGUCUUAAUUCUAGUUGAUAAGGGUAACGGAUGGGUUGACGCAUAUUGGUUUUAUUUCUAUCCAUUUAAUUGGGGACCAUUCAUUAUGGGGUAUGGUCCCUGGGGUAAUCAUAUGGGGGAUUGGGAACAUUCAUUGGUUAGAUUUUAUAAAGGUGUACCGAAAUUUCUUUGGAUGAGUGCACAUAGUAGUGGGAGUGCCUAUCAAUUUAGUGCUAUUGAGAAAAUUAAAAAGUUGAAAAGAGUUAGCGGCAAAUUAACUAACGAAGUCAUUGGAAGACCAUUAAUAUUUAGUGCAAGAGGAACACAUGCGAAUUAUGCAUCUGUAGGGCAACAUGCACAUGAUGUACCGUUUUAUUUCAUGCCCUUAAGUGACUUUACUGAUAGAGGACCUAUGUGGGAUCCAGCAUUGAAUUUUUACUCAUAUAGGUAUGAUGGAGAAAAGGUGGAAGCUAUGAAUGAAAAGGCAAGAGAGAUUGGGGAGUCUUGGUUGCAUUUUGCAGGAAGAUGGGGGGAUAAACAAUUACCAGCCAAGGAUCCAAGACAAAAAUGGUGUCCAGUGCAAUGGAAAUAUAUCGACGGCCCUAGAGGUCCAUUAUUUAAACAUUUGGAUAGAACCUCGUUAUGUCCAAGUUUCAAAUGGUGGAAUUUUUGGAGGGGAUGUCCAGCAAGACGGUUGAUCAAAAAAGCAGAAGGACUUGAUGCAGAGAAAAAUGAUCUAGUUGGUGAUAAUUGCGGGGUUCUAUUAUAUAAAAUAAGGCCUGUAUGGUUAAGAGCGCUGUUACGAAUUUUCACUUGGAGAGGAACAUUAUGUUUUGUAAUGGAUUAUUUUACAGGUUAG
Messenger RNA from Naumovozyma dairenensis CBS 421, 1368 nucleotides. RefSeq names its product Vps62p (gene VPS62). Lineage: Eukaryota; Fungi; Ascomycota; Saccharomycetes; Saccharomycetales; Saccharomycetaceae. The transcript has a single exon. The record is from RefSeq and is a predicted model, not a curated record. Bases 1 to 1368 code for a protein of 455 amino acids.